Scheffersomyces stipitis CBS 6054 is the source of this 1215-nucleotide messenger RNA. RefSeq lists its product as uncharacterized. NCBI's taxonomy places the organism in Eukaryota, Fungi, Ascomycota, Pichiomycetes, Serinales, Debaryomycetaceae. The coding region runs from base 1 to 1215 and encodes 404 amino acids. Gene Ontology annotation, cellular component: membrane. The record is from RefSeq and is a predicted model, not a curated record. Gene Ontology annotation, biological process: regulation of peptide transport. The transcript has 2 exons.
AUGUCAGAAACAAGAACAAGUAUAGCACGAUAUGUCCAGGCGUUUUUCAUCACAGAUAAGAAGCUUGUAUCGCGUCAGAAAUGGAUUCUUGGGCUCAUCAACCUCUCGGCAGUAGUGGUAUUCUGGGUGCUAUCGAGUUUUUUGGUCAACUCAUUGGUCGAGGACGACAGCUAUAGAAAGCCUUUCUUCAUCACCUACAUCAAUACCGGAUGCUUUUGUUUCUAUAUUAUUCCGUAUUUGAAGCUUGAGAACUUGACAAUCAAGCAGUUCAUUGAAAAUCUCAAGAGCGAUUACCAACAAUCGUACACCAGAUUGAGAGGAUCAGACGAAGAAUCUUCUGUCAGUGGCUAUGGUUCAAAUGAUGAUCUUCAAGCAAUUGCCAGCGAAAGGUUGCAUGUUCUGGAAUCUGGAUCGGACAAGUCAGACGAUGAAACCAUCAAUACAUACGAAACAGUUAAGCUUUCGCUCCAGUUCAUCAUCCUUUGGUUUUCAGCCAACUUGGUAACCAACAGCUCUCUCUCAUACACAUCCGUAGCGUCUCAGACGAUUUUGUCGUCGACAUCAUCGUUUUUCACGUUGCUCAUUGGCUACUUGCAAUCGAUAGAAAGAAUUAACCAGAACAAAAUUGUGGGCAUCUUGCUUAGUUUCACCGGAGUGAUAAUAGUAACCAAAAUAGACUCAUCGGCAGAUAAUCCUAACAGCAAUGAUAAAUCGACGCUUAUGAUCUUCUACGGCAAUGCUUUGGCGUUAUCAGGCGCAUUGAUCUACGGAAUCUACACCAUUCUCUUGAAACAGAGAAUUACUAUUAAAAACUCACGUAGGGAAAGAGAGCUUAACACCCAUCUUUUCUUUGGGUUCGUCGGUAUCUUUUGUCUUGUCUUCUUGUGGCCGGUACUUAUCAUUCUUCAUUAUACUGGCUACGAGACGUUUGAGUUGCCUCCCACGAGGACCAUUGCAUGGAUCUUGUUCAUCAAUGCCCUUGUUACAUUCAUCAGUGAUUUCUGCUGGUGUAAAGCCGUACUUUUGACAAGUCCAUUGACAGUUACUGUAGGUUUAUCUAUGACCAUUCCACUUGCCAUGGUGGGUGACUGGCUAUUGAAAGGUUUCACGGUUAAUAUCUGGUACAUUUUUGGUGCCGCAAUAGUGACAAUUGGGUUCUGGAUAAUUAACAAAGAUGAAGAAGAAGAUUUCGUUCGGGAUGAGAAUAGUUUAUAG